Molecule: messenger RNA, 2008 nt
Organism: Setaria italica (foxtail millet)
Lineage: Eukaryota; Viridiplantae; Streptophyta; Magnoliopsida; Poales; Poaceae
Exons: 4
Coding region: 131-1750 (539 amino acids)
Biological process (GO): lipid metabolic process
Molecular function (GO): triacylglycerol lipase activity
Source: RefSeq, a predicted model, not a curated record
GCUUGAGCCUUCCACUUUGCUAGCUACCACACUUACACGUAGCUAGCUUAAUCAGCUAGGGCGCCCUACUACUAGGGUGGUGUAGCUAUCAUCAGCUGCUAGAGCUAGCACCACUCGCCGUCCGGCGACCAUGGUGGCGAAGCAGCAGCAGCUCGCCACAGGUGGCGGCCCCAAGAUGGGGGCGGAGAAGCUGAUCAUCCGGUCGGAGAAGGUGCGGUUCGUCGACAUCCUGUCGAUGCUGUUCCUGCGCCGCCCGAUCACCAGCUACCCGUUCGUGGAGGCCGGCGACCAGACCGCCGCCGACGUCGGCAGCACGCCGGGGGACAUGUUCGUCCUGCUCACGCAGAUCAUCCAGAAGGCGCUCGCCGCUGCCUACUACCCGGCGGUGAUGAUCGGCACCGUCGUCGAGUUCAUCCUCAACUUCAUCGCGCUCAACAAUGGCAUACUCGGCAUCUUCCUGAACAUCUUCAGAUGUAAGCUGGUGAUCCCGCUGAACCGGGAGGCGCCCAACUUCCGGUCGAUGAUCGGGAUGAUCGACGGGAGGACGGAGCUGAAGCCGCUGCCGGCGGGCGGCGGCCCCGACGACCGGCGGCUGCAGGUGGUGGGCGUCUCCGGCGCCGGAAAGGCGGCGACGGUCGGGGAGGACUACUACGUCGACGUGGAGAGCGGCGAGUGCGGCGGCGCGUCGGUGCCGCUCGUGCACCAGCAGUACGUGAACGGCCGGCUCAUCCGCCUCCGCACCUUCUCCAUCUUCGAGGUCACCGUCAUGGCCGCCAAGAUCGCCUACGAGAACGCCGCCUACAUCGAGAACGUCGUCAAGAACGUCUGGAAGUUCAACUUCGUGGGCUACUACAGCUGCUGGAACAAGUUCGUUGGCGACCACACGACGCAGGCGUUCGUGAUGACGGACAAGGAGGCGGACGCGAGCGUGGUGGUGGUGUCGUUCCGCGGCACGGAGCCCUUCAACAUGCGGGACUGGUCCACGGACGUGAACCUCUCGUGGCUGGGCAUGGGCGCCAUGGGCCACGUCCACGUCGGCUUCCUCAAGGCGCUGGGCCUCCAGGAGGAGGACGGCAAGGACGCCGCCCGGGCCUUCCCCAAGGCGGCGCCCAACGCCGACGCCGGCAAGCCCCUCGCCUACUACAAGCUCCGCGAGGUCAUCCAGGACCAGCUCAAGAAGCACCCCAAGGCCAACCUCGUCGUCACCGGCCACAGCCUCGGCGGCGCGCUCGCCGCCAUCUUCCCGGCGCUCCUGGCGUUCCACGGCGAGCGGGACGUCCUCGACCGCCUCAUCUCCGUCGUCACCUACGGCCAGCCGCGCGUCGGGGACAAGGUCUUCGCCGCCUUCCUCCGCGCCAACGUGCCCGUGGAGCUGCUCCGGGUGGUGUACCGGUACGACGUCGUGCCACGGGUGCCGUUCGACGCGCCGCCGGUGGCGGAGUUCGUGCACGGCGGGACAUGCGUCUACUUCAACGGGUGGUACAAGUGCACCGCCAUCGCCGACGGCGGGGACGCGCCCAACCCCAACUAUAUCGACCCGAGGUACCUGCUGUCCAUGUACGGCAACGCAUGGGGGGACCUCGUCAAGGCCGCCUUCCUGGGGAUGAAGGAGGGCAAGGACUACCGGGAGGGCGCCGUGUCGCUGCUCUACCGCGCCGCCGGCCUGCUCGUGCCCGGCCUCGCGUCGCACAGCCCCAGGGACUACGUCAACGCCGCCCGCCUCGGCAGCAUGACGGCCAAGGAGGCCUGAUCGAUCGUCCAUGAUGAUGAUGAAUUUCACUGUUCGUGAUCGAUCUAGACCUACCUACUAUACUAUAUAUGAGCCGUGGAAGAGAUGAACAAUAAGGUUCUAUUUUAUUUUAUUUUUUCCAGCUUUUGGGGAUUAGCUGCGAUCGAGUGUGUGUGUGUGUGGACUCUGCAGAGAUCGAGAAGCUGGCUGCUGCUGCGUGUUCAUUUCCAUGUGUAUCUUUGCAAAUAAUUGGAAUAAUAAGCUUCAAUAUUAUGCUUC